UCCAUUUAUAAAGGACAACACACUUGGCUCCAUGAACUCACACACUCACUCAACCCAAAUCCAUUUGCUUAAUUUCUCUUCUGUUAUCUCAUAAUUCCCAUGGCCUCAUCAUCAUCUUCUUCUUCUUCAUCUUCUUCUUCUCUAAUGUUUACAGUGCGAAGAUGCCAACCCCAGUUGGUAGUUCCUGCUAUCCCCACUCCUCACGAAGUUAAGCCACUUUCCGACAUUGAUGAUCAAGAAGCCCUGCGUUUUCACAUUCCCUUCAUACAAAUUUAUCGAAAGAAAGCAUCCAUGGCAGAGAAAGACCCAGUUCAAGUCAUUCGCCAAGCACUCUCCCAGACACUUGUCUUCUAUUACCCGUUUGCGGGUAGGCUUAGGGAGGGGCCUCACCGCAAAUUGAUGGUGAACUGCACCGGAGAAGGUGCCAUGUUCGUUGAGGCCGAUGCAGACGUCACACUCGAGCAGUUCGGCGAUUCUCUCCAGCCUCCAUUCCCAUGCUUCCAUGAACUUUUAUACCAUGUUCCUGCCUCACAACAAAUUACCAACACUCCCCUUCUACUCGUACAGGUGACACGCCUUAGAUGCGGUGGUUUCAUCUUGGCCUUCUGCUUCAACCACAUCAUGUGUGACGGAGCUGGUCUUUCACAAUUCAUGAGCACGUGGGCUGAAAUGGUUCGUGGUCCAACCGAACCUUCCAUUCCACCUGUGUGGUGUAGGGAACUCCUGAUGGCAAGACAUCCACCUCGUAUUACAUGCAACCAUCGCGAAUUCGAACAUGUCCCAGGCACAGUCAAAGGAUCAAACCAACAUGACAUGGUCCUUCGAUCGUUCUUCUUUGGACCUUCCCAAAUAGCUACUAUUCGUGGCUUGGUUCCACCCCACCUUCGGCACUGCACAACGUUUGAUCUCAUCACGGCAUGCUUCUGGCGCUGUCGUACAAAAGCAUUGCAGAUAGAGGCAGACGAGGAUGUUCGCAUGAUGGUGAUAGUGAAUGCACGUGCAAGGUUGAAUCCUCCUUUACCAGUUGGCUACUACGGCAAUGCUAUUGCAUACCCUGCAGCAGUUACGACUGCAGGGAAGCUUUGUGAAAAUCCGUUUGGGUAUGCUGUGAAUUUGAUAAAUAAAGUGAAGGGUGAGGUGACAGAAGAGUACGUGCAUUCUGUGGCGGAUCUAAUGGUGUCUAAGGGACGGUGCUCUUUCACAACGGUGAGAUCUUUCAUUGUGUCCGAUCUGAGACGUUUUAGUUUCAGAGAAAUUGAUUUUGGUUGGGGUAAAGCAUUGUACGGUGGAAUAGCCAAAGCUGGAGCUGGAGCAUUUCCUGCAGUAAUAUAUCUGACAUCGCAUGAGAAUGCAAAUGGAGAAGAAGGUGUAGUGAUACCAAUUUGGUUGCCUGCCAAAGCCAUGGAAAGGUUUGAACACGAGUUAAGUGACAUGCUUCGAAACUAAAACCAACCUACUUCCAUUUCUUUUUGAUGUUUAUAUACUUUCUAUGUAAUUAAGAGAAUUUUGGUUUAUAUUCUAGAAUAUUGACCAAAACCAAACUAAAACUAGGAGUCCUAGUUUAAUCCUGUCUACCUAUAGCUUGUUAAUAGCUUAUGAAAAUAAUAAAUUUUGAAAUACCAAA
Vigna umbellata (rice bean) is the source of this 1624-nucleotide messenger RNA. RefSeq names its product benzyl alcohol O-benzoyltransferase-like. NCBI's taxonomy places the organism in Eukaryota, Viridiplantae, Streptophyta, Magnoliopsida, Fabales, Fabaceae. The record is from RefSeq and is a predicted model, not a curated record.